Piliocolobus tephrosceles (Ugandan red Colobus) is the source of this 2301-nucleotide messenger RNA. RefSeq names its product interleukin 20 receptor subunit alpha (gene IL20RA). The coding region runs from base 506 to 2023 and encodes 505 amino acids. The record is from RefSeq and is a predicted model, not a curated record. Gene Ontology annotation, biological process: cytokine-mediated signaling pathway. The transcript is spliced from 7 exons. Gene Ontology annotation, molecular function: cytokine receptor activity; interleukin-20 binding. Gene Ontology annotation, cellular component: plasma membrane. Lineage: Eukaryota; Metazoa; Chordata; Mammalia; Primates; Cercopithecidae.
CGGGUUUCGCUUUCGUGCAGGCGGAGUACGAGGUGCGCGGGGGCCGGCGCUUCCAGCCCAGGGGUGCGGGAAGCCCGGGGGACACUCGCCGCCGCCGCGCGCACCCUGGUUCGGGGUCAAGUUUGCAGGUCUCCGCGCUCCACACUUUCAGUCUGGAGGAUUGAGGUGGGAUGGGGGGAGUUCGUUGGGGGGCGCUCUGCGCGGUGCCCACAGCCUUUAACUUGCGGUCGGGGACGGUAACCAUGCGGGGCCCCUAGCCCGCGCGUCCCAGGCUCCCGCCACCACCGCCGCGGCCGCGCGGAGGCGCCCCUGUGGAUUCCGCGUCUGGGCCGCCAGGCCCCGCGGUCCUGCAAGCCGCGCGUCGCGAGAUCCGCGCUUUAAAAACCAAACUCCCUGAGAGGGUCAGCCCCGAAGGAACGGGAUCCAGAAAGACGCAGCUUCUUAAAUUCCCUGUGUCUCUGGUGGUUUGCCUAAACCUGCAAACAUCACCUUCUUAUCCAUCAACAUGAAGAAUGUCCUACAAUGGAAUCCACCAGAGUGUCUUCAAGGAGUUAAAGUUACUUACACUGUGCAGUAUUUCAUCAGAUAUGGGCAAAAGAAAUGGCUGAAUAAAUCAGAAUGCAGAAAUAUCAAUAGAACCUACUGUGAUCUUUCUGCUGAAACUUCUGACUACGAACACCAGUAUUAUGCCAAAGUUAAGGCCAUUUGGGGAACAAACUGUUCCAAAUGGGCUGAAAGUGGACGGUUCUAUCCUUUUUUAGAAACACAAAUUGGCCCACCAGAGGUGGCACUGACUACAGCUGAGAAGUCCAUUUCUGUUGUUCUAACACCUCCAGAGAAGUGGAAGAGAAAUCCAGAAGACCUUCCUGUUUCCAUGCAACAAAUAUACUCCAAUCUGAAGUAUAAUGUGUCUGUAUCGAAUACUAAAUCAAAUAGAAUGUGGUCCCAGUGUGUGACCAACCACACGCUGGUGCUCACCUGGCUGGAGCCAAACACUCUUUACUGUGUCCACGUUGAGUCCUUCGUCCCAGGGCCCCCUCGCCGUGCUCAGCCUUCUGAGAAGCAGUGUGCCAGGACUUUGAAAGAUCAAUCAUCAGAGUUCAAAGCUAAAAUCAUCUUCUGGUAUGUUCUGCCCAUAUCCGUUACUGUGUUUCUUUUUUCUGUGAUGGGCUAUUCCAUCUACCGAUAUAUCCACGUUGGCAAAGAGAAACACCCAGCAAAUUUGAUUUUGAUUUAUGGAAAUGAAUUUGACAAAAGAUUCUUUGUGCCUGCUGAAAAAAUCGUGAUUAACUUUAUCACCCUCAACAUCUCGGAUGAUUCUAAAAUUUCUCAUCAGGAUAUGAGUUUACUGGGAAAAAGCAGUGAUGUAUCCAGCCUUAAUGAUCCUCAGCCCAGCGGGAACCUGAAGCCCCCUCAGGAGGAAGAGGAGGUGAAACAUUUAGGGUAUGCUUCGCAUUUGAUGGAAAUUUUUUGUGAUUCUGAAGAAAUCGCAGAAGGUACUUCCUUCACCCAGCAAGAGUCCCUCAGCAGAACAGUACCCCCGGAUAAAACAGUCAUUGAAUAUGAAUAUGAUGUCAGAACCACUGACAUUUGUGCAGGGCCUGAAGAGCAGGAGCUCAGGUUGCAGGAGGAGGUGUCCACACAAGGAACAUUAUUGGAGUCACAGGCAGCGUUGGCAAUCUUGGGCCGGCAAACAUUACAGUACUCAUACACCCCUCAGCUCCGAGACUUAGACCCCCUGACGCGGGAGCACACAGACUCAGAGGAGGGGCCAGAGGAAGAGCCAUCGACAACCCUGGUCGACUGGGACCCCCAAACUGGCAGGCUGUGUAUUCCUUCGCUGUCCAGCUUCGACCAGGACUCAGAGGGCUGCGAGCCUUCUGAGGGGGAUGGACUCGGGGAGGAGGGUCUUCUGUCUAGGCUCUGUGAGGAGCCGGCUCCAGACAAGCCACCAGGAGAAAAUGAAACCUAUCUCAUGCAAUUCAUGGAGGAAUGGGGGUUGUAUGUGCAGAUGGAAAACUGAUGCCAACACUUCCUUUUGCCAGACCCCUACUGUGCAGACAAGUGAUUCACCCCUUUGAUCCCAGCCAUAAAGUACCUGGGAUAAAAGAUUUUUCCAGUUUGUCAGUGUCUGUGAGAAUUACUUAUUCCUUUUCUCUGUUCUCAUAGCAUGUGUCUGAUUGGUUCAUGCACACAGGUCUCUUAACGAUGGUAGUGGGUGCCUAGAGUGCAGGGGCUGGCCGGUUGUUCUAUGCAGAGAAAGCAGUCAAUAAAUGUUUGCCAGACUGGGUGCAGAAUUUA